AUGGAUGAGCUCUCGGAAGAUGAUAAACUUACUGUAUCCCGUGCAAGGAAGAUGCAGAAGUUCCUCUCACAGCCCUUCUUCGUCGCUGAGAACUUUACUGGUCUCCCUGGACGUUAUGUUGACUUACCAGAUACCAUUUCAGCUUUUCAAUCCAUUCUGAGAGGAGAUUGUGAUGAUAUUCCUGAGGCAGCAUUCUUCCUUGUUGGUGAUCUUAACGAUGCUAAGGAGAAGUCAUUGAAGUUGGCAACAUCAGCUACUACUGGUUAG
Perkinsus marinus ATCC 50983 is the source of this 267-nucleotide messenger RNA. RefSeq names its product F0F1-type ATP synthase beta subunit, putative. NCBI's taxonomy places the organism in Eukaryota, Perkinsozoa, Perkinsida, Perkinsidae. The record is from RefSeq and is a predicted model, not a curated record. The coding region runs from base 1 to 267 and encodes 88 amino acids. The transcript has 3 exons. Gene Ontology annotation, biological process: proton motive force-driven mitochondrial ATP synthesis.